GCCCGCUCCCGGCUCCGGGAGGAUGUGGGUCCUCGGCAUCACAGCAACUUUUUGCGGAUUGUUCUUGCUUCCAGGCUUUGCGCUGCAAAUCCAGUGUUACCAGUGUGAAGAAUUCCAGCUGAACAACGACUGCUCCUCCCCUGAGUUCAUCGUGAAUUGCACGGUGAACGUUCAAGACAUGUGUCAGAAAGAAGUGAUGGAGCAAAGUGCAGGGAUCAUGUACCGCAAGUCAUGUGCAUCAUCAGCGGCCUGCCUCAUCGCCUCUGCUGGGUACCAAUCCUUCUGCUCCCCAGGAAAACUGAACUCAGUGUGCAUCAGCUGCUGCAACACCCCUCUUUGCAACGGGCCCCGGCCCAAGAAAAGGAGCAGUUCUGCCUCGGCCCUUUGGCCGGGGCUUCCCACCACCAUCCUGUUCCUCAAAUUAGCCCUCUUCUUGGCACACUGCUGAAGCUGAAGGAGGUGCCAGCCCCUCCUGCAUUGUUCUCCUGGCCCUCACGCCCCACUCUCCCUGAGAUUCUUCUGGGUGUCCCUUUUUUCUGGGUAGGGAGGGGAGUCUCUGUUUUCUUUUAGUUCCUUUACAGAUAAUGAAAGAGCUCAGUGUAAAACGUUUUUGUAAGCUCUGAAUACAUUCAGUCUGACUGAAUUUUCAGUGUGUACUUAAAGGAAGGAAGGGGAUGGAAUGCAAGUUCGCGCCC
Equus quagga is the source of this 695-nucleotide messenger RNA. It is a transcript of the gene LYPD1, whose product is annotated as LY6/PLAUR domain containing 1. Gene Ontology annotation, biological process: acetylcholine receptor signaling pathway. Gene Ontology annotation, molecular function: acetylcholine receptor inhibitor activity. The transcript has 3 exons. The record is from RefSeq and is a predicted model, not a curated record. Bases 23 to 448 code for a protein of 141 amino acids. Lineage: Eukaryota; Metazoa; Chordata; Mammalia; Perissodactyla; Equidae.